AUGGUUUCUGUGAGUAAUAAGGGUGGGAGACCUUUCAGUGAACAUCAGAGAAUCCACACCGGAGAGAAACCUUAUGAAUGUAAACACUGUGGAAAGACUUUCACAGAUAGGAGCUCUUUAGCCAGACACCAGAGAAUCCACACUGGCGAGAAACCUUAUGAAUGUAAACAAUGUGGAAAAGCUUUCACUCUGAGAGGCCAACUUACUGCACAUCAGAGAAUCCACUCGGGAGAGAAACCUUAUGAAUGUAAACACUGUGGAAAGGCUUUCACACAAAGGGGCCAUCUUGAUAAACAUCAGAAAAUCCACACUGGAGAGAAACCUUAUGAGUGUAAACAAUGUGGAAAGGCUUUCACAUGGAGGAGUAGUCUUGCUAAACAUCAGCGAAUCCAUACUGGAGAGAAACCUUAUGAAUGUAAAAAAUGUGGAAAGGGUUUCACAUGUGGCCAUCUUAAUAAACAUCAGAGAAUCCACACUGGAGAGAAACCUUAUGAAUGUAAACAAUGUGGAAAGGCUUUCACAUGGAUUAGUAGUCUUGCUAAACAUCAGCAAAUCCAUACUGGAGAGAAACCUUAUGAAUGUAAACAAUGUGGAAAGGGUUUCAUAUGGUGGAGUGAUCUUGCUAAACAUCAGAGAAUCCACACUGGUGAGAAACCUUAUGAAUGUAAACAGUGUGGAAAGGCUUUUGUAGAGAGGGGCCAUCUUUCCAGACAUCAGAGAAUCCACACAGGAGAGAAACCUUAUGAAUGUAAAGAAUGUGGAAAGGCUUUCACACGGAGGGGUCAUCUUGCCAGACAUCAGAGAAUCCACACAGGAGAGAAACCUUAUGAAUGUAAUGAAUGUGGAAAGGCUUUCACAUGGAGCAGCGAUCUUGCUAAACAUCAGAGAAUCCACACUGAUGAGAAACCUUAUGAAUGUCAACAAUGCGAAAAGAAAAUCUGGUGA
Messenger RNA from Gracilinanus agilis (Agile Gracile Mouse Opossum), 945 nucleotides. RefSeq names its product zinc finger protein 571-like. The record is from RefSeq and is a predicted model, not a curated record. Gene Ontology annotation, biological process: regulation of transcription by RNA polymerase II. NCBI's taxonomy places the organism in Eukaryota, Metazoa, Chordata, Mammalia, Didelphimorphia, Didelphidae. Gene Ontology annotation, cellular component: nucleus. The transcript has 4 exons. Gene Ontology annotation, molecular function: RNA polymerase II cis-regulatory region sequence-specific DNA binding; DNA-binding transcription activator activity, RNA polymerase II-specific. Bases 1 to 945 code for a protein of 314 amino acids.